UCAGUGACUUUGAAGUUGGAAGUCCAGUUUGUUCAGUGCGUGCUCGUUUUUGAUGACUGAAAUGACCAAAACGGCAGAAACUCCAAAUGGCUGCUUGGAAGUCUCGGAUGCCCCAAAAAAAAAAAUGACCCUCAUUAGUCGUGGGUUUUUACGUUUCUCCAUUUUCUUCAGUGGAUACAUCCUCUUCCUCAUAUUGGGAGCAUCCGUUUUCUCCGCAAUCGAAGCGCCCGAGGAAACAGAGCAAGUGAACAGCCUCAGAACUCUACGGAGCGAUUUUCUCAAACAAAAUCCACAAGUACGUGGUACACAAGCUAGUAAGUAGCCGAGUAGCUGAGUAGCUGAGUUCAU
Messenger RNA from Phyllotreta striolata, 348 nucleotides. NCBI's taxonomy places the organism in Eukaryota, Metazoa, Arthropoda, Insecta, Coleoptera, Chrysomelidae. The record is from the annotation of a GenBank genome assembly.